AAAGAGCAAUGAGCAACAGCGGGGCGAGAGAGGGGCCAGCCAGGCAAGGGGCCGCAGCUCCCAAGCAACCUGUUCCCGCCGAGCCAGUGAGGAGGGGCCGCGGACGGCCAAAGAAGCAGCCUCAAGAACCUGUUGGCCCUCCCACGCCCAAGCGGCCUCGAGGAAGACCGAUAGGCAGUAAGAACAAGGAACCUCGAGCCGUGCAAAAGAGAGUGGAGCCACCAAGAGUCAAGCGGCCCAGGGGAAGACCAAGGAAAUGGCCUCAGCGGACACAACAGGAGGAGCAGGAAGGAACUCAGAGGGAAGAGGCUGGAGAGGGAGCAGAGGAACCAUCAACCUCAGGAGGCAACUGACCACCUCACAGUAAUAUUCUACCUCAUUGGCUGGGCAACCGUUGCCUAGCAAGCCAUGAAGAUUGCAACGACAAGAAAUCUUUUUUUUUUCUCUUUUUCUGUUUUGUUUUAAUUAUCAAUCUCCUUCUGCCACAACUGUGCCACUGCCAAUUUGGACAGCCGACUUCAGAAACCGGUCUGAAGCCUUUCUCGCUUGUCAUUUUGGUCACAAGGGAACGGUCUUAAUGUGUUCCUAUUCUUAAGAAUAUUAAUAAGCAACAGUUUACAAAUUCAGUCACGUGGGCACAGGGUUUUUUUUAAUCUCUCUCUCUCUUUAAGAAAUAUAUUUAAAAUGGUUACUGGACAACCUAAUUUAGCUGUGUUGACAGGUGUCAUUGCCAUAUCUAUCUCUUUGGUGGCUUUUUCUUCCCGGUUUAGUUUAAGGGGGGGCACGGUGGUGAGCAGCAACAAAUAAUGCCCAGGGAUCUCAGGUUUAAAUUACACGCUGCUUUUCAGGAAAGUAAAACACAAGAUGCCUGUACUUCUAUCAGGUUGCCUCUCAACCUCUGACGUUCCAGAGAAAACAGUCCAUGUUUGUCCAACCUAUUCAUUAAUUAGGGGCAGCACAGUGGCACAGCAGUAGAGCUGCUGCCUCACAGCCCCUGAGACCCGGGUUCGAUCCUGACCUCGGGUGCUGUCUGUGCGUGUGUGGAGUUUGCACGUUCUCUCCCUGUGAUCUUGUGGGUUUCCUCCGGGUGCUCUGGAUUCCUCCUACGUCCUACAAAGACGUGCGGGUUUGUAGGUUAAAUUGGCCCUCUGUAAAAAGCGAUCCUUAGUGUGUAGGGAGUGGAGGGGACAGUGAGAAUAACAUACAACUAGUGUGAACGGGUGAUCGAUGAUCGGUGUGGACAGUGUGGGCUGAAGGGCCUGCAUUCAUGCCGCAUCUCUCAACAAAAUAAACAAAAGUUCGCCACACAGAGCAGACAAUUGGAAGGGUUUACAAAUAUCCUGUUCAGGCUCCAGUUCUCCAUGUUCUAACACAAUAAGGAGGGCUUGAAGCUGGUAGAAGGGAAACUGGCAAAAUCCCCAGCCACAUUUGACAAGGGUAGGUUUGGGUGCAGGUGAAAAUAGGCCUUAGUUUUGAAUCUAAGUCAUAACCCAAUCUUGCCAGCAUUGCAGAUCUUUCACCCAAAUUAAACCAAGACCCUUCUGUCCCGGUGAUGGUGGUGGAAGUUCAGGUUUUAUUCUCCAGUGUGGAGUUGUGCACAUUCACCCUGUGUCGUGUGGGUUUCUUCUGGAUGCUCUGGUUUCCUGCUACGUCCUACAAAGACGUGCGGGUUUGUAGGUAAAUUGGCCUCUGUAAAUUGUCCCCAAGUGCGUGGGGAGCGGAUGAGAAAAUGGGAUAACAUGGAACUAGUGUGAACGGAUGAUCGAUGCAUGGACUUGGUAGGCCGAAGAGCCUGUUUCCACGUUACAUCUGUAAGCUAAACAAAAUUAAACUAAAAAGAAACAGUGGCUAAAUUGGGAUUCUAACUCAGUGAGAUGACCAGUGCCAGAGAGCCGGGUUCGAUCCUGACUGUAGGUGCUGUCUGCACGGAGUUUGUACAUUCUCCCCGUGAUCUCCGUGGGUUUUAUCCAGGAUCUCUGGUUUCUCCCCAUGCUGCAAAGAUGUGCAAGUUUGUAGGCUAAUUGGCUUGGUAAAAAUUGUAAAUUGUCCCUAGUGUGUGCAGGAUAGUGUUAAUGUACGGGGAUCGCUGGUCAGCGCAGUCUCGAUGGGCCGAAGGGCCUGUUUCAGCGCUGUAUAUCUAAACUAAACUAAACCAUUGAAAGAUUUAUCUAAGAUGGAUAUAUGACUAAGUUACCAAUGUUUCACAUGGGAAUGACACCUGGCAAAGCAGCUAAGGAAUAUUGGGCUGUAACUUGUUAAGAACUUUGCUUUUUUUUUCCUUCAGAGCUUUUUAAGAGACUAGCUGGCCCUUUGCCCCUCGUGCCUUGCUUUCGGGGGAAAAGGGCGCUCUGGUAUAUAUUUUUUGUUUGUUUGUUACUGUUUCGCUUUGACCGGUUGUGUGUUUGGCUGCCCUGCGUGUGCGUGCGCUCAGUCCAAACCCCGACUGGUUUUCUUGACCAUAAACUCUGUUGGCAUGGCGCCCGGGUCCGGGCAGGAGAUGGGUCCCCAGCAGGGAACCUCCCAUUAGUUCCACGUGACCGGUUAACAGAAUCCGCUAACGUCAUGUCAUAUCUUCAGUCUGGUUUACUUGAAAAUUUUGGCAGGAGAAAAAUAUUGCCCUCCCCCCCAAACCCCAAUUUACUAAUUCCCCUUCCUAAGGGGGCACCAAACACAGGCCACCUUAGCCUUGCUAGUUGAGUAAUUUCCUAGUUUCCCUCCUUAGUUCAUACGUUCAUAUGUUCUAGGAGCAGAAUAAGGCCAUUCGGCUCAUCAAGUCUACUCCACCAUUCAGUCAUGGCUGAUCAAUCUUUUCCUCUCAACCCCAUUUACCUGCCUUCUCCUGAUCACCCCCGACACCUGUACUAAUCAAGAAAUGGGAGGGAUAUUAGAAAAUUCUGGUGGGGAGGGCAAUAUUAUUUUCCUCCAAAAUAGUGGGAUGGAGUGACAAAUUGCUCAGCGUUUGAGGAGGUGGGCAUUUUCUGUUGCCAUGACAACGAGUACCAAUGGCUCUCAUUAUCAGAGUAGGCCUGGUAUAUUACCACGCUAAGGCGGUCACUUGGAACCAAUGAGAGAUGGCGUUGCUGAAUUGUCCUACUUUGCCUCUCGUUGGCAGCUCCUCAACCACUCGUUCGAGGGCAUCGGCAAGGACUGGGGUCCCAAAGUCUAGGUGUGGAUUAGCAGUUGUGGUAGGCCUGUGCCACACUCAACAGUGACUUCCAUAGCCUGGUGCCCACUGCUAGUUCCUACCAUGCCACAGACUGUUUUAAAGCUGAUGUAUUUUGAAGUAAGGAUUUGUCAUUUUAUGUGCCAGCGUGUCUGUGCUUAAGUGUAGGAUAAUUUGCUAAAAAGCAACUAGUGAAUAAGCCUCCUCUUUCUAAACAGAAUAUUAUAGCCACACAAAUUAGCUACUGUUUACUCUCAGCAAUCCCAGAAAAGUAUGUUUGGGAAGCCAAAGAUUGGGAUUGAAAUGAGGAUAGUUGAUAGAUGUGUCAUUAACUUUGUGUAUAUAAAUGGUCAAACUUUGGAAAUGUUAAUACCACAGCUUACUGCAGUUUACCACUGAGGCCUUCUAGCUUCAAAGAGAGCUAAGAUUCAGCAGAGGAAAGGGGGCAAUUGAAUAAUUUGAGAGCCACUGAUGAAUUGUGCAAUGCUAAUGCUGGUUUGAAGGCUCCCUCGACCACAGACGAACCUCAGUUUGCAGACGGUGAGCCUGGUGUUGGUAUGCUUCAACUUGAGGGAGAGCGGGGGAGGAGGGUGGAAUGCCGGAAACAGUUUCAAUUUUGUACUAAGAGAGGACAGAGGGAUCCCCAUCAAGAGGCUGUCUGCCAGGGUCAAUUGGAAGAAAGUGGUGGCUCCUUGGAGCAGCUACAAAAAUUGGUGCUAGCUGACUGAUGUGGCUUACAACCAUUGUCCUUGCAGGGUUAAUGCUGAUGACAACAUUGAGAGAUACCAGGGCUUCUACAUACCAGGGAAAAGUCACCCAUUUAUGUUCUCCCGCCGAGUUACUCCACCAUUUUGUGUCUGUAUUCAGUUUAAAUCAGUUCUUUCCUACAGAAAAAAAAACAAAUUAGAAGUUAAUUUGAUCAGGGCAGCACAGUGGUGCAGCGGUAAAUUUGCUGCCUUACAGCGCCAGAGGCCUGGGUUAGAUCCUGACUACGGUUACUGUCUGUACGGAGUUCGCACGUUCUCUCUGUGACCACGUGGGUUUUCUCCGGGUGCUCCGGUUUCCUCCCACACUCCCACAUUGAAAAUGAUCCCUAGUGUGUAGGAUAGUGCUAGUGUGCAGGGUGAUCACUGGUCGGCACGGACCCGGUGGGCCGGGUGGCUUGUUUCCGCGCUGUAUCUCUAAACUAAAUCUUUUUUUAAAAAUCGUCUUAAAUAAGAGUUUUGUCGUUUAACCCAGUGCAAAGAAAACAAAAUAAUUCAGCGUAGGGUCAAAUCUUAUAUUUUUUCCACUAAGAAUCGUAGGUUAAUUGGCCCCUGUAAAUUGUCGUUGAGGUGGAGGAUAGAACUAGUGUAUGGGGUGAUCGCUGGAUGCUCACCGGACUCGAUCAGCCAAAGGGCCUGUUUCCAUGCAGUAUCUUUAAACUAAUCUAAACUGGCAAGGCUAAGGUGGCCCGCGCUUGGUGCCUCCUUCUUAUAGAUCAAGGCCUUGGGUUCGGGCCGACAACGAGCUUGAAAGGUGAGGAGAAGCAGUGAGCUGCAGCCUUGCUUGACACCGUCAUAUCUCUCAAUGAUGCCAUCAGCAUGUGCCACAGAGGCAGCGACCGGCCACAUAAAAGUAGAGUUAGUUGAGGGCAAUUUGGAUUGUCCGUGAGGCCAAGAGUGCCGCUGGAGAAAGGUAGAGAGUCCGUGCACCACGUACUAUAGUGGUCCCACCACCGCUCGGUGAGAGGCUGCAGUGAGCUGAGGGGAAAGGUGUGCUCGAGGGAUCUGAUGCUUCUGCCCCUUGAUGGAGGGCCCCUCGGGC
Molecule: messenger RNA, 4969 nt
Organism: Leucoraja erinaceus (little skate)
Lineage: Eukaryota; Metazoa; Chordata; Chondrichthyes; Rajiformes; Rajidae
Product: high mobility group protein HMGI-C-like
Exons: 5
Coding region: 9-353 (114 amino acids)
Biological process (GO): regulation of DNA-templated transcription
Cellular component (GO): nucleus; chromatin
Molecular function (GO): DNA binding; transcription coregulator activity
Source: RefSeq, a predicted model, not a curated record